Staurois parvus is the source of this 324-nucleotide messenger RNA. The record is from the annotation of a GenBank genome assembly. NCBI's taxonomy places the organism in Eukaryota, Metazoa, Chordata, Amphibia, Anura, Ranidae.
GAUGACCAGAGACUGCGGACACAGUACAGGGGAUGACCAGAGACUGCGGACAUAGUACAGGGAUGACCAGAGACUGCGGACACAGUACAGGGAUGACCAGAGACUGCGGACACAGUACAGGAGAUGACCAGAGACUGCGGACAUAGUACAGGAGAUGACCAGAGACUGCGGACACGGUACAGGGAUGACCAGAGACUGCAGACACAGUACAGGGAUGACCAGAGACUGCAGACAGUACAGGAGAUGACCAGAGACUGCAGACACAGUACAGGAGAUGACCAGAGACUGCGGACAGUACAGGGGAUGACCAGAGACUGCGGACAG